AAUAUACAUGAUGACAAACCCUAACCCUAGCCAUUGUUUCUAUUAUCUUUGUACGAAUAAAGCUCAUUAUUUUUCCAUCGGAGAGUAACCAAAUCUCUGUGAAAUCUCUGCGUGGCUUCUUGCUCUCUAACCUCGCACAGCAAUGGUUAACGUACCGAAGACCAAGAAAACUUACUGUAAGUCUAAGGAGUGCAAAAAGCACACCUUGCACAAAGUUACACAGUACAAAAAGGGUAAGGAUAGUUUGGCUGCACAGGGUAAGCGUCGUUAUGAUAGGAAACAAUCCGGUUAUGGUGGACAAACUAAGCCUGUUUUCCACAAGAAGGCUAAAACCACAAAGAAGAUUGUCUUGAGGUUGCAAUGCCAGAGUUGUAAGCAUAUGUCCCAGCAUCCAAUCAAGAGGUGCAAACAUUUUGAGAUUGGUGGAGACAAGAAGGGCAAGGGAACUUCUCUAUUUUAAGAAUGGAAGGAAUAUCAGAACAAUGUAUUAUGUUUCUCAGACUCUUUGUUUGGUCUUUUGUUAUUUUAUAUGAAGUAAUGCAAUUGUGGCUCAUCUCUGUUUCUUAUUCAAACUAUUGUUGGUUUUUACAUGCCAUUUGCAGCAUCCUUUGGCAUUUAAGUUCCUCUCUCUU
Impatiens glandulifera is the source of this 632-nucleotide messenger RNA. RefSeq names its product 60S ribosomal protein L44. NCBI's taxonomy places the organism in Eukaryota, Viridiplantae, Streptophyta, Magnoliopsida, Ericales, Balsaminaceae. Gene Ontology annotation, molecular function: structural constituent of ribosome. The transcript is spliced from 4 exons. The record is from RefSeq and is a predicted model, not a curated record. Gene Ontology annotation, cellular component: ribosome; cytosolic large ribosomal subunit. Bases 143 to 460 code for a protein of 105 amino acids. Gene Ontology annotation, biological process: translation.